Molecule: messenger RNA, 1656 nt
Organism: Anopheles bellator
Lineage: Eukaryota; Metazoa; Arthropoda; Insecta; Diptera; Culicidae
Exons: 4
Coding region: 70-870 (266 amino acids)
Source: RefSeq, a predicted model, not a curated record
UGCAAUGUUUGGAAUUUUCAGCGCAUCGUUCGACUCGAAGCUUGCGAGGUUUUAAGCGAAGGAAGAAACAUGAACGUGGUACAAUCCAACAUCUCUACCACUAUUCGGAGCUUUAACAUUUCGGACGACAUUCGAAUAGAGGUGAAAAAGUUCCGCACCAACGCUAGCAUCGACGAAGUGGACAUUGAAGAGGACGAGGACGAUAUUUCCGUGAUACAGAAAAUCGCCAAAACAUUUGCCGAUCCGCACAGCACCACGUUCGAUCCGGCCACCCUGAAAUCGAUCAUUGUCCGUUUGGAUGAAAUCGAAAAGAAACUGGAAAAUAUUGUUCAGCUAAAUCAACAGGCAGAAGCUCUCGAUCAAACGAGCAAGCAAACGAAUGGAGCGACCGUCGCUAAUCUGCCGUCGUCCAGCGGCGUUCCCAUCGGGAGCUCAUUGGAGGAAGGGUUGGAGCUAAAGAUUGAGCUCGAGUCCGACACCGAGCUGGUCGGUGAAUAUGUCGAGCAAGAGGAGCUGAAACUGGUCGAAUUUCCUAUCAAUCGUAUCGAGGAUCUCAAAGAGUUGGAGGAAUCUAUCACAUCCGAUCAGGACUCUUUUAUAUCGUUUGUUAACUUCAUCAGCUCCACCGUCUUGAAGCAUAACCGCAACCUGGAACUGGUGCUGAAAGAUUUUCUCACCGAUUCGCUUAUCGUCGAGCUCGGCUACAGUUUAGUGAAGGAGUCAAUGCUGUCGUUUUACAUAUUCAACCAGCUACUCUACGAUAUCUGGAAAAAUGACUACUCCACCAUCAACGAUUACAACAAUAAGCUGCGGAACAUCGUCACCAAAACACAAAACAGGAUGAAACAAAAUAAAACUAAAAAGUACUAAAAGCAAAUUGACAGACGGACCACAAAGCUCUGUACUCGUUUAACGCCUAGUGUUCGAUUUAUUUAACGCCUUUUUGUGGUCUGAAUUGCCCGUUUGUGCACACUCACUGCCUCUUUCCGUUGUAGUGCGAUCGAUGGCACCGACUGGACCGACAAAUACUGGAAAUAACGCCUCCACCCUCCGUCAGUGGAGAUAGAAUGUUCCUCACGAUGUGCGGUACGAUGGUCUCGUGCGCGUCUUUGUUCACUUUGUAGUCUCUCUUAACAUUAAUCGCAUUAGAUGCACUUCUAAGGUGUAUGUUUGUGGGGGGGAUUACAAUUUGGUACGGUUCACCCGUCCUCGGCACAACAGAAGAGGGCAGAGUUACAAAUGAAGCUGCGAUGGGACAAGAAUUGUUGGGAGUGGACAAGAAGCGAAGAAAAAGGAGUAAAGGAGGUCACAUAAGUUUAUUGAACUCCCAGCUUCUUUUUCAGCGAUUCCGGCAUCUCUGGCGGGGGUGGACGCGGGAUGUUCAGAGCAACCUUCACACCGUCGUAGAUGAACCACUGCAGAGCGGUCAAGGUACCGAUCAUGAUGAUACGGGGCAUCAGACCAUUCCACAUGCCCAUGAAACCAAGCUGCUUGGCCACAUCGAUAGCAGAAGAUCCCUUGGCCUGGUUCAGCUUCGACACAACCACAUCGGCCGGAUGCGAGACAAUAGCGCAGAACACACCUGCAAUGUAACCGGCGGCGAACGUGACCAACAACUGCUCGCCCUUUGAGCACUGGUCGCGUGGUUUCGGAACC